This is a messenger RNA of Prorocentrum cordatum, 738 nucleotides long. The record is from the annotation of a GenBank genome assembly. NCBI's taxonomy places the organism in Eukaryota, Dinophyceae, Prorocentrales, Prorocentraceae.
AUGUCGAUGCAGGAGCAGAAUGAUGCAACCCUCGAGCUGCUCCCGGGCGCGACAGGACCGCAGGGUCCUGCCGCCCCGCGCCUCGCGGGUCGCUACGCGCUCGCGGCGUUUGCGGUGGUGGCCGCGUCAGCGCUGACAGUGAUCGCGUUCGCGGUGGUGGCCGCGUCAGCGCUGACCGUGAUCGCGUUCUUCGCGGCCGGGGCGCUCUCUGCGCCGUCCUUGCCCUGGUCUGUCGGCUUCCAGCACUCUGACGACGACAAGACUGGUGAGCAGGUUUGCCAGGGUCAUGGCUUCAGCGAGGGUCAGUGCCUCCGGAAGGGCUGCUGCCAUUACGACAGCAAUUCCUGUUGGUCGAGUGUGGGGAAUGGGUCUUGCACGGGCCCAACAACCUCGGGCAUACCUAAUGAUAAGAAGAGUGGGGAAGAUGUUUGCGAAAAGCAGGGCCUCGGCGAGAAAGAAUGCUUGGCGAUCUUUUGCUGUCGCUGGGAGGACGGCAUAUGUUGGUCGCGCGUCGGCACUGACUUUUGCGAUGACGAGGUCGUGUGCGAUGACGGGGAAAAGGAUGCGGGUGACAUCACCGUGACCGCGCUUCCUGAUGUUCUCGCCAAUGCUCCUUACAACUACGGGAGGUAUUUUGUCAAAUACGUUAGUGUGUUCGGUGUGCCCAUCAUGGCGGACGAGGAUGUGCCGGAUUGGAAGGUGGAGCAUGCAGGAGAUAUUUUGGCACAUUAUCCGUAA